UUUCUUUGCUUUAAUUUAAUGAAUAAUAAAUUAGUUAUUACUACGUAUUUGAUUAAAAAAACAUAUUUUAAUCGGAUAGAAUUAUCUCUAAAUAAAUUUGGAAUUUGAAGAUGUUUACCAUGAGCGGGCCACCAUCGAAGCAGAUAAACGUUUCGCUCUCCCGCUCAACUGCGAUCAGUGAGCUGCAGGAUUGAAAACUAGCAAAGAUUGUCUUGAUUCAGAAUAUGGAGCCAGUGGAGUUGACAGAGCAGGAAACUGCCAUCUAUGAUCGUCAGAUUAGGGUUUGGGGCGUUGAUGCUCAAAGACGGCUCAGCAAAUCUCAUGUAUUCGUCAGUGGGCUCAAAGGGACAGUUGUUGAGUUCUGCAAAAACAUCGUUUUAGCUGGAGUUGGUAGUUUGACCCUGAAUGAUGAUCAUAUGGUGACCAAUGACUUACUCUCUGCUAAUUUCCUCAUCCCCCCUGAUGAAAAUGUGUUUAGUGGGAAAUCGGUUGCUGAGCUCUGUUGUCAUUCACUGAAAGAAUUCAACCCCAUGGUUCAUGUUUCUGUCCAGAAAGGUGAGUUGUCCAGUUUUGAUGCUGAUUUCUUUGAUAAGUUUGAUGUAAUUGUAAUCUGUCAGUGCUCUCUGGAGACGAAGAAAUCUGUAAAUGAGAAGUGUCGGAAGUUGUCGAAGCGCAUUGCAUUUUAUACCGUUGAUGUUAGAGAUUCUUGUGGCGAGAUCUUUGUUGACUUGCAGUGCUACACCUAUUCUAAGAAGCGAUUUGAGGAAAUGACAGAUUGCCAAAUAAACUAUCCAAGCUUUAAGGAAGCUAUUGAAGUCCCAUGGAAAGAUUUACCUAAGAGAACAUCAAAGCUGUAUUUUGCUAUGAGAGUCAUAGAGGAGUAUGAACGUCUUCAAGUGCGUGAGUAUGGUGACAGGUUUGAUGAUCUUGACCUUCAGAAUCUUCUAAGAUUAAGGAAGGAAGUGUGUGAUAUCCAGGGGGUCAGUGAAUCUCAAAUUCCAGAUUCUCUCCUGGUACGGUUGUUAAGGCCCUCGGGAGAGUUUCCUCCUGUGUGUGCCAUCAUGGGAGGAAUCCUUGGACAGGAGGUGAUUAAAGCAAUAUCAGGUAAAGGAGAUCCAAUUAAGAAUUUUUUCUAUUAUGAUGCCACAGAUGGCAAAGGCAUAAUAGAAGAUGUAUCUGACAUCAAGACUGGUACUAAAGAGGGCUUGCAGACGAUUCAGAACGUUCAGAUUCUCUAGGCAUUGGUAUAUAGUGUCUAUUCUGACCCAUAGUGUGGGUAUGUGUAAGUUGCUUUAAAUACGAUGAUUCUCUAGUAAUGCUCGUCUGCAAGACCAUCUAAAGAAUAUUGGUGAUGAUUUUGGGUAAUGUUUGUUUUGCUCACUUUUGCAAGACUAUUUGGUAAUUUGGUUUUGUUGCCAUCUUUUAUUUGAAAUACUUAUGGAGCUACUGAAUUACCUUAAUUAUGGAACAAAGUAAUGUUUGUUCUACUGAUUUAUCUUGCAAAAUUGAGAUGAUUACAUUGAAUUCA
This is a messenger RNA of Cuscuta epithymum, 1528 nucleotides long. Lineage: Eukaryota; Viridiplantae; Streptophyta; Magnoliopsida; Solanales; Convolvulaceae. The record is from the annotation of a GenBank genome assembly.